Molecule: messenger RNA, 1654 nt
Organism: Magnolia sinica
Lineage: Eukaryota; Viridiplantae; Streptophyta; Magnoliopsida; Magnoliales; Magnoliaceae
Exons: 4
Coding region: 645-1334 (229 amino acids)
Source: RefSeq, a predicted model, not a curated record
UUGAUGGACCGUGAUCCAAAAAUUUCCCAAAUCCUAACAUCCAAUUCAAUGCCAACCGUCUAUUCGUGGGCCAUUAGUAUUGUCCUAGGCAUGGUCCAUCAUUUGGGGCCAAACAGACCAAUGGCUGGGAUUACUUUCGGAAACUGAAAGCUCAAGCAUACUACACACAUCCUUAAUCAUACAAUUCCUGAUUUUCUAAUGGCCCAUCUCUAUUUAAUCCUCCCACAUGUCCACCAUCCUUAUCUUAUACAUUCACCAAAAACCCAUGUGUAUAAAACAAAUCUCAUCCACCCAAUGCACCCACAUGGCCCACCACCUUCUAACAGUAAGUAAAAUCACAAGCCAGCCCACCCCAACUCACUGCCUGGUUGUUUGAGCAUCUUCCUCAAAUCAAAAUCCCAAUCCAACACUGUCAUGAUCUAGUCAAAUGAAAAAAACAGGAAUCUAUCACAGCACACAUCUGGAUCUUACAUUGUCUUUGUUCUUUGACCACCAUUAGACUUCUUUUCUAUAUAAACUCCAACCAAACAAGCUUUAAAAUCUCAAUUCUUUCUGAUUGAUAUUGAAUUGCAUUUGAUCAGAUAUAAUUGCAAUGGCUUUCCAAGAUUUCACAAGAACGGGUGGUAGAAAUCACUGCUAGAAGAAUGCUAAAAGGAGAGAAAGAACAGGAAUGCGAUGGAUUCGAAUUUGAUAAUGAUGGGCUGGCAUGUAAGGAUCCUUUCACGAUUUUGCUGACCAGAGCCAAUAGUAGUAAGACCUGUUUCUACAGCAAUCUGAACUUGAAGAAUCUCAGAAACUUCUACCACCGGAAGAGAGAUUGCCCACACACAGCGAAAGAAGAUUGUAUGGGUCACAACAAGGCCGAAUCGGCGAAUGUAAGCAGCAAAGUCCUGCCGAUUUGUGAUGCGGCGUUAGCGGGCGGCUCAACAGGCCCAGAUUGCAGCAGCGAUGCUUCGAUGAACAGGAAGAGACGGGCAAUUUCUCGAAUGAAGGAGCUUUUGAGGUGGGCCGCGGUAGCGAAGUCUGAUAAAGGAGGAAUCAAGCGAUGGAAGGUUUUACACUUCCGCAACAGAAGUGCACUCAAAGACUCGUUCGAUGAAACGAGCUCGGGCUCGAGCAAGAUCAGCUUCACAUGGGAUGUGGGCAGCUGUUCCACGGCGUCGGCAUUAUCUCCAUUGUCACUGCCAUCAUCCUCGGCAAGUCGCCGGACGUCGACGACUCAGCAUCUGGAAUGCAUCAGUGAGGAGAUGUGGGUGGGCCCGAAAACUGAGGAAUGCACGAGAAUUGGGAAUUGGAUCACCACAGAUUCUGAAUUUGUGGUGCUAGAGCUCUGAAACGGACCGAAAGAAGGCUCUCUUUCAACCCAGUUAGAAUCAGUUGGGCCCACCUCACAGGUGCCAGAAACUGCAGCGAUCUAUCCCUUUUGGGUCUUCUUCAAAUAUGUAAUGAAUGAUACAAGGAUCAGAAGCCAUUAAAUGGUGGGGCCCACCAUUGAUCUGAGUUGUAAGACGAUGAUGUGAAUUCAUCCUUUUUUUUUCCCUCUCUAACUUCUACAAGAUUUUCAUAUUAAAUCUCAAACGUACAACUGCGUUCGUUUCUUGGUUAACCGGCACUCACCUCUCCACUGUGGUCCCCACCAGAUGGAUGGUUUAGA